UUGUAGUGGUUAGAGAAGUUCUAUACGUAGUACUAUAAUACCCGCCACAGACGCGCGCGGUUAGUCGCGAUUCGUACGCGAGCGGUGGUGGUUCGUGUCUCGAGGAAGUUCGUUCUGUUUGCAAAGAAGGUGUGUGUUCGUUGAUAAUAGAAGCCGGCGUAUCAAACAACUAUGGUAAAAGCAUAUAACGGAGCCUUAGUCUUAGCAGACGUCUUGCUACUUAUUUUGAAGAUCCUCUAUUACAUCUGUGAGAGCGUGUACAGAUUCUUUGUUCCGGCUGAGGAAAAAAGCGUGGCGGGUGAAAUAGUUCUAAUAACAGGCACAGGUCAUGGUAUCGGGAAGGAGUUGGCACUUCGUUAUGCAUCUUUGGGUGCAACAGUGGUGUGUUGGGAUUUGAAUCAAGAGGCAAACGAGGAGACGGUGAACGAGAUCAAGAAAACGGAAGCAGCCGCGGCAUAUGCGUAUCAGUGCGACGUAUCGAACAGAGAGCAGGUUCUUAGCGUCGCUGAGAGAGUCAAAAAGGAAAUCGGUGAUGUCACUAUCUUAGUUAACAAUGCCGGCAUAAUGCCUUGUCACGCUUUUCUCGAUCACACAAACGACGAAAUAAGAAAAAUCUUUGACAUUAAUGUGUUAGCUCACUUUUGGAUGCUGCAAGCAUUCCUGCCAAGCAUGAUUGAAAAAAAUCACGGCCAUAUUGUUGCUCUCUCGUCCCUGGCAGGACUUAGUGGUAUUCCAAAUCUGGUUCCUUAUUGCGCUUCGAAGUUCGCAGUUAGAGGACUUAUGGAGUCCAUUUCCGAGGAACUACGGACAGCUACGAAAGGAAAGUCUUUGAUCAAAUUUACUACUAUUUAUCCGUACAUGGUAGACACUGGAUUAUGCAAAAAGCCGAAAAUAAGGUUCCCGAAUGCCGUGCCGUUGGUUUCACCGGGAGAAGCAGCUUCACAAAUAAUUCGUGCUCAGAGAACAGAUCAUCGAGAAAAAACUGUGCCUUCAUACUGGCUGUCUUUGACUGUAAUAGGAAGAAUGUUGCCCGACUCUGCAGUACAGUCUGCACUAGAUUUUGCCGAAUGCGGUGUCGAUGCAGUCAGCUAACAAAUAGGAAUGCUCGCGAUUAGCUUGUAACAAUCUGUGAAUAACAUGGUGUUUUGAUAUUGAUGUCUUCAAUAUGUUAUCGCAUUAUUCAUAAGACAUAUAUAAACUACGUCGGGUCAAAUGAUUCCUACAUCAUACUUCGUGUGUUAUAUAAAUUAUUUGGGCGUCUUAUUCUGCGAUAUUUAUACUAUUCUAUAAUAUAUGUAUGUGAGAAAAUAAUAUUAUAUUAAUUAUUAAUUAUUGUAAACAAUUGCAAAUUGUACGUAUAUAAACGUGUAUAAACGUAAACAUUCACAACUA
Pseudomyrmex gracilis is the source of this 1392-nucleotide messenger RNA. Its product is annotated as short-chain dehydrogenase/reductase family 16C member 6-like. The record is from RefSeq and is a predicted model, not a curated record. Gene Ontology annotation, molecular function: oxidoreductase activity, acting on the CH-OH group of donors, NAD or NADP as acceptor. NCBI's taxonomy places the organism in Eukaryota, Metazoa, Arthropoda, Insecta, Hymenoptera, Formicidae. Gene Ontology annotation, cellular component: lipid droplet. The coding region runs from base 172 to 1092 and encodes 306 amino acids. The transcript has 8 exons.